CGACCAGAGUCGACCAGAAAAUAUGGCGCCAGCCAUGAUAGAUUUCGUUAUCAGUGUCUUAAGUGAUGUGUCAAACGUGACAUGAGUUUUCUUUCAAAUUCCGUAUGAUAGUUUAAUUAAUACAGUUGUACAUUAUCUAGAACGAAAUGGGUAUUUUCUUUGCAAAGAAAAAGCCACCGAGCCGUGUUACCGAACAGGACAAGGCCAUUUUACAACUGAAACAAACUAGGGAUAAAAUCAAGCAAUAUCAACGAAGAAUGGAGCAAAGUCUUGAAAAAGAACGGUUACUCGCAAAAAAACUUAUACAAAAUAAACAAAAAGAACGUGCUUUACUUCUUCUAAGAAAAAAGAAAUUCCAAGAACAAAUAUUAUCAAAGACUGAUGGACAGUUAGAGAACCUUGAGCAUAUGGUACAUGAUUUAGAAUUUGCACAAAUAGAGUUGAAGGUUGUAAAUGGCCUAAAAGUGGGUAAUAUUGCAUUGAAGAAACUACAUGAUUUAUUAUCCAUUGAUGAAAUUGAAAAAGUUAUGGACGAGACUAAGGAAGGAAUUGAAAAACAAAGGGAGAUUAAUGAAAUAUUGUCUGGAGAACUUACAGAGAAUGAUGAGAGUGAAGUUGAAGCAGAGCUUGAUGCUUUGUUAGCGGCAGAAAUUGAAGAAAAGGCACCAGAAAUACCGGAGGAUGUAACAUUACCAGAAGUACCAGAGGAUGUAACAUUACCAGAAGUACCAGAGGAAUUACCAGAAAAGAAAAUAGAGCGUACGAAAGAAAGAACAAAAGAAACUGUUGCUCUGGAAGCAUGAACAGGUGAUAAAUAUUAGUAAAGUUUCUAUUCUAUUGGCACUUUGCGCAGGAGUCUCUGUAUAUAUGUACAGUACAUUAUAUGUAAGGCUCAGCGUGAAUAAUUCUCAUCCAAAGGGUGUAAUUGAAAGAAUGGAAGUUAUGUUUUAUUAACAAAGUCGUUUAAGUGUUAAAGACUGUUAUUAUAAAGUGCGUAUACAUAUAUGGUUUUGAUGUUGUGAAUACAUAAUCCAGGCAAAUGUACAUUACUUUUUCAUAUAUUACAUAUACCAUGUAAGUUUCACAAUAAUUAUAUUUGUACUACCUUACAUGUACAAAUAUCUUUUUAUCUUAUUAUUGGCCUUUCUUAUGUGUAAUUAAAAUAUAAUAAAAAUAUGCAGAAGUUUAAAAUCUUUUAAUAAAUGUGAUCUUAUUUACAACA
Messenger RNA from Bombus terrestris (buff-tailed bumblebee), 1222 nucleotides. RefSeq names its product charged multivesicular body protein 6 (gene Vps20). Bases 147 to 803 code for a protein of 218 amino acids. Gene Ontology annotation, biological process: late endosome to vacuole transport via multivesicular body sorting pathway; vesicle budding from membrane. The transcript has 4 exons. Gene Ontology annotation, cellular component: multivesicular body; ESCRT III complex. The record is from RefSeq and is a predicted model, not a curated record. Lineage: Eukaryota; Metazoa; Arthropoda; Insecta; Hymenoptera; Apidae.